Asterias rubens (European starfish) is the source of this 3052-nucleotide messenger RNA. RefSeq names its product zinc finger protein 718-like. Gene Ontology annotation, biological process: regulation of transcription by RNA polymerase II. The record is from RefSeq and is a predicted model, not a curated record. NCBI's taxonomy places the organism in Eukaryota, Metazoa, Echinodermata, Asteroidea, Forcipulatida, Asteriidae. The transcript has 2 exons. Gene Ontology annotation, molecular function: DNA-binding transcription factor activity; RNA polymerase II cis-regulatory region sequence-specific DNA binding. Bases 174 to 1757 code for a protein of 527 amino acids.
CGAAGAUUUGCAACCAAGUUCCCAAAACAGUUCAGACCAUGUUCAGACGCGGUGCUAAAAAAUGAAUCAACGAUGAGUGGCAACCAAGUACACAUAUAACUUUCAGGCCAGAAAAAGACCUUGGAUAAUCUCACAGAAGUGACGCCCAGCAGCAAGAUAAAACCAGACUGAAAAUGGAAUUGGUCGCACCAUCUGACGGGGGGAACAUGGACGUCAAACUGUCCUUGGACAGUUUGACAGAAAUAGCCUUCUCUGAUGAGUACACUGGUGGAAACAUGUCCUCUUCGGAGUUUGCCCCUGCAGCUAACUUAAACGCGCUUGAUGGUAACGCUCGACAAAAAGACAUGACAGCUCUUGACCAUGUUGUCAAUAUCAUGAGUCAGCAGGCAGGUACUGUAACAAAUGAUUGUGCUGAACAAAGUGUGUACUUUAAAACAGAUACUGUGACAAACGAUUGUGGUGCUGAACAAAAUGCAUUUAACUUUAAGACCGCUGUUUCAGUUGGGGUACAGGUAAACCUAUGCUGUUGUGCAACAUCAAUGUGCACUACUCCAUUGUCAGGCGCCGUAAAGCAGGGCGCAGACAUUGAUACAUCUACUCAAGCAACGGAUUUGAAAACUGAAAACAAUGACAAUAAAGUCACAGAGCAUACCGAAGAAGACCAAACUAUUUGUGAACAGUCUGACGCUGUAGAGACGGUCAAAGGAGAGGAUGUACACCCAGUUUCUAUCGAGAAAGUGGUCUUGAAAAAGCGCAGUUCUAUAGGAGCAAAACGGAAGGACAAGAAAAGACGGAAGGUUGAGAAGGCCUCACAAAAACCAAAACAAAUACCGAAACAAAAGAAACAGAAGGUAAUGAUUCGCCGAAGCACCAAAUCCACUCUUGAACGCCGCUACCUCUGUGAAGGUUGUGGGAUAAAAUUUGUACACAAAGCAACCUAUGAUCGCCACUUACUGGAGCUCAGAGGGCAGGCGUCGGAGCACGAGUGCCCCAAGUGCAAGACCAAGUUCAGUUAUUUGUGUAAACUGAAGCAGCAUGUUGCAGCCAAGCAUCCCGAACUAACGCCAUCUGUGACACGUGAGCGACCGGUCAUCUGCCACAUAUGCGGUGUCAAGCUUCAGACCAACGUCAGCAUGAACAAACACAUGCGAAUUCACGACGGUGACAAACCCUUCCAAUGCAAAUAUUGCCCCAAAGCCUUUAGAUGGCACACAGGACUGGAGUACCACGAGCGUAUCCACACCGGUGAGCGCCCAUAUCAAUGCCCCAACUGCCCCAAAGGUUUCACCAAUCCAUCAGACAUGGCCAGGCACCAGACUGUUCAUACGGGUAAAAAGCCCCAUCUGUGCCAUCAGUGCGGUAAAGGAUUUACGCAAAGCGGUACUCUACAUACCCACAUCAGAAAUAAACACACGCCAGAGUCUGGUCAAGUUUCUCAUAAGACAUCGAAAAAGGUGACAAAAUCCAGAACAUCAGACAUUCAUGUGUGUCAUCUCUGCGGGCGAUACUUCUUUAAUGUAUAUCUCCUGGAGGCACAUGUCAAGAAGAGCCAUCAGCAGCAGCUGAUGGCAAACCUAGAGGGCGGCAGCAUACAUUGCGGAACCGUAGAGGGUAUGCCUUGUGGUACCCUCGAGGAUAUGAAACUUCAGCUUCAGUCGUGCCCUUUGGGGAAUCCAAGCCCCGGAUUCAACUUGUCAACUUGUAUACCAACUGAGAGAGAGAUUGCCGAGGUUGUGGUUAACAUGCUUGCUCCAUGAUUUUGUAUCCUUGGCAUAAAAGAAAAUGAUGUUGUAUCAAAAGAUCUAGAUGUAAAUCAAUGGAAUCUUCACAGAUCAGAUCUGUAUUUUGUCGAAUACAUACAUGUGAAUACAUCUUCACAAAAAAUAGUUAAUGGGCUUCGUUUUGAUCUUUCUCAAAAGUUAUGACAACACAACAAAAAACCAACAAGUUUGUUGUGUUGUUAUUUAACCUUCGAGAAAGGUUCUGCUAGGGUCUAAACGUCAAGCCGAAUAACAACUUUUUGCAUUUAUACCACCGGUCCUUUUGGUUGGUAAGUUGUUUGCAAAGAAUCAGCUUAUUCUAUUUUUUUCUUCACAAAAAUUUACGGACAACUAUCUUCUACAAAUUAAAAUUGAUACCAAAGUAUCUGUUAGACUGACUAUCUCGGUCCAGUUUUACAAUAGAGUUAUGUAUAAAUGGCCCCAGCCCCUCCUGCAAUUGGAAAUGUCUGGAUGCCACUUAUUUCUACAUCAUCACUUUCACUAUCGCUAGUAGGGAAGCCAAGUUAAUAAUAAUAAUAAUAAUAAUAACGAAAACCUAUAUAGCGCCAAAGUCCGCCUAAAAGAUGCUCAAGGCAUUUCACAGAGAAACAAUUAAAAAGCAAAGGCCAAAAAACACUAAUCUAAGUAAUUAAUCAACAAAUCUAAGAAAUUCAAAAACAGCAAUACAAUUAUAAAAACACACUAAAAAGUCAAAAGUUGGGUCAUCCCAUCUGUAAUAUUCAAGUUGGGACCCGUCCAAAGUUGGAAUGAAUCUUAAGUUGGGACAGAACAGGAUGAGUUCAAGGGUGGACAAAAACUACAUGAUAGGGGGCCUAUUCAUUGCAAGAUUCUGUUAGCUUGUACAAUACAACAAGAUGCAAAAAAGUGUAUGCACAACAUGUAUGACGUGUGUUGACGAUACAAACUGGACCUUCUUCAGAGGCAUAAACAAGUACAAACAAAUACAUUAUAUCCAUUUAUAGAAAAAAAGAGGGGAAAUGCAUUUUAUGUACAUACGUUUAUCAAUGCAGGGAAACAUGAAAGGGUAGGAUAAGAGAGCAAGUUGCAACGUGUGUUAAACAUAUAAUAAUUAUUAUUUAAUAUUUAUAUUUCUGGUAAUAAAACCAAGUAUGCCUCAUAAGUGAUCUUAAUCACUGUAGUUCACAAGCCUGAGGAAAUCUGUAAACAUGGGGGCUUGUGUAUGUGAACCAGAAACACUGGGGUUAACCCCCUACUCUUGCUACAUAAGUGUUCCGGGGUGGAUUUCACAAAGGUAGUCCUAGGCAAUGCUA